This is a messenger RNA of Thyridium curvatum, 1287 nucleotides long. RefSeq lists its product as uncharacterized. The transcript has a single exon. Gene Ontology annotation, molecular function: zinc ion binding; nucleic acid binding. The record is from RefSeq and is a predicted model, not a curated record. NCBI's taxonomy places the organism in Eukaryota, Fungi, Ascomycota, Sordariomycetes, Thyridiales, Thyridiaceae. The coding region runs from base 1 to 1287 and encodes 428 amino acids.
AUGGCUCCCAACCGCUCCCACCGCAAGGGAAACAACCGCGGCAACGGUCGCAAGAACGGCGGCAACGGCCGCCGUUCGAACGGCGGCAACGGCCGCCGGGGAGACGACGACAAUCGUGUCGUCAAGAAGUCCCGCCCCUCUCGCCCCUCCCACCCCCCCCGCCCCAACACCCAGUACGACCUUGUCCCACAAGAGCAGGGCAAUGUUGAGGCCGAGAAAGUGGACGGCAAGUGGCAGCUCAAUGCCACUCGUCUCGAUCUCCCCCCGGGCGCGGAUCCCGGCGCCUUCGUGACUGGCCGAGACAAUGUGCUCGUCGGCUCCGCCCCCUCCGAGACGCUGCGCCCCAUGCUGCAGAGCGUGCUCGACAGGACGAGCGAGCACCUGCCCCAGGGCUCCCGGUCCACCUUCGUCAUCCAGCAUCAGCUGCCCGACGAGCUCAACGGCCAGCCCCUCCGCCUCCAGAACGUGUUGGGCGCUGAGGCGGCCAAGAGGGAGGCUGCACGCCUCCGUGGCGGCGGCCGUCGAGGCGCCAGGCCGGCGGACGAGGGCAGAUGUGGCAACUGCCACAAACCAGGCCACGAGGUCAAGGACUGCGUCAGCGCAGCCGCCUCAGGCUUCAUCGAAGCCUGUCCAUUGCACAACUCGUCGAUGCACCUGAUCGACGAGUGCAUCCACGACCUCAAGCCAGAGGCCAUGUUCCGCUUCCUGGUGAAGGGACGGGCUGGCAAGCCCCCGAUUGCCACCCGCCUGUACAACUGGCCCAAGUUGGUCACCGAGGGCCAGGUGCCCCAGCUCCUCGAGUGCUACCCCUGGAGCCGCAAGUUCUCCUCGGCCUGGGCCCGCGAGAUGGCCAACAUCGCGCAGAUGCAGGACUACGACUACGUCAACCCGUCGCCCCUGCCCGCCGACCCCAAGACCUGCAGCCGCGCUGCCGUCUUCGCCAACAUCCCGCAUCUCGGCAAUGAGUUGCUCUGGGGAGCCGCCCCGGCGGCUGCCCAGCCGGCCGCAGCUGCCCAGCCGGCCGCAGCUGCCCAGCCGGCCGCAGCUGCCCAGCCAGCCGCAGCCGCCCAGCCAGCCACAGCCGCGGACGUGGACAUGGACCUGGAGGACGCCAUUGCAGAUAUCGCCAAUGCCGCCGGUCCUGCUGGCCCUGUUGCCAACGCAGGCAACGAAGACGACGACGAUGUCUUGGCCCGCCCUCUCGCCAACGCCAAUGCCAGUAUGGCAGGCAGCGAUCUGGAUGCAGACUAUUCUGCAUAUGCGGCUAGUCUGGAUUCGAUUCGGUGA